This is a messenger RNA of Nicotiana attenuata, 792 nucleotides long. RefSeq lists its product as uncharacterized. The coding region runs from base 1 to 792 and encodes 263 amino acids. The record is from RefSeq and is a predicted model, not a curated record. Gene Ontology annotation, molecular function: nucleic acid binding. Gene Ontology annotation, biological process: DNA integration. The transcript has 4 exons. NCBI's taxonomy places the organism in Eukaryota, Viridiplantae, Streptophyta, Magnoliopsida, Solanales, Solanaceae.
AUGGCAUUAGACAUGAAGAUUCUACAGUUGGAGAUCUACAACGACUCUAAGUUGAUCAUCAACCAACUUUUCGGAAGUUACGAGGCAAAGAAGGAAGAUCUCUUGCCAUACCAUCAAUAUGCUUUUGCUUCAUGGCCUUUUGAUGCAUGGGGACUUGAGGUUGUUGGACCGCUUCCAAAGUCAUCAAAGGGACAAAUGUAUAUAUUGGCCGCUACAGACUACUUCUCUAGUUGGGUUGAAGUUAUUCCACUCAAGGAGGUGAAAAAGGAAACUGUUGACGAUUUUAUCAAGUCAUAUAUAAGUUUUAGGUACUGCAUAACAAGAUACAUAAUCAGUGAUAAUGGAAAUCCAUUUGACAAUAGGCUCAUGAAGAGUCUGUGCGAGAAGUUCGGUUACAAGCAACAUAAGUCUUUAAUGUAUAAUGCACCCGCCAACAGCCUUGCUGAAGCUUUUAACAAGACGCUUGGUAACCUUUUGAAGAAAGUUGUUGCAAAGAACAAGAGAGAAUGCAUGAGAAAAUUGGGAGAUUUUGCUCGUUUCUUGUUGCUCGAAACAUCAAAAUAUCCACAUCUUGUGUACCUUCUUAGUCUGACACUGAGUCCUUUUGAGCUCCUUCACAAGUCUGCAAAAGAAAUAAAUAAGGAGAUAAGAUUCGAACAAAUUGUUGGUGAUUUUGACGCUCCUGGUUCAAGAUACGGUUUUUCCUACCGAAAGUACGUAAACCUGAAGGUUCCUUGCGGUCAGUUCAAUUUUCAAGAUUUUCCUGUUUCGAGCCCUAAAGGAGUUCCGUGA